Molecule: messenger RNA, 655 nt
Organism: Amoebophrya sp. A25
Lineage: Eukaryota; Dinophyceae; Syndiniales; Amoebophryaceae
Source: the annotation of a GenBank genome assembly
CAGGACGAUUCAAGACAAACGAUUGCUGAGGUAUGUGGAAGUAUCAAGUCACCCUCGCACACGUCUGUUGAUGCAAAUUCAAACUUAUCAUUUUCAGGAGUGGUUGAUGAAGAUGAUCAUGCCGCACUGGAUGCACGACGUCGUUCCGGACAAGAUCGAGUUCAAGAUGAAGAUUAUGUUUAAGGCUACAAGGAAUCUCCCAUUUUCAGAGGCAUCUUGGUCCCUUCUGACGCCCCUACCUUGCAAGACAAAGAGUUCCCCUAUUGCGAGGAAUAUAGACCCAGGUCCCAAAAAAAAAAGACACAAUACAGGUACAUGAAUGAAUGAAUGAAUGAAUGAAAAGGGAAAACGAGACCCAGGAUGAUGCUGAAGAUGGAUUUCUCUGAGUGCUAAUAUGUUGUCGCUGAUGUUGCCCACACAUCUCGGCCUCCACCUCCUGGCUUGGAAGGAUUUGAUUGUGACGACUUUCCGCCAGAACUGGGAUUUGGAGCUUUGUCGCUAAACGACUCUGAUGAAUGUGGAUCUGGCAGAAGUAGCACAACUAAAAGGGUGGACGAAAUGAAAGUUUCCUCUUCUGGAUCUGUCAGAAGUAGCUUCCUGACAAAGAAGGACCAAGUUGUAGAAGUUUCUCCAUCUUCUGCAUCACAACCGCGAG